AUCAGGAACUUGGAUUGAGAAAGAAAGAAAAACUUCAUUAUCAGUGGUGGCGUGCAUUCUCCACUGGUCACACACAUAGGAGGGGGGGGGGGGGCACCAAGACCAAACGUCUCCAUUGCCCACUGUGUUGCUCUCAAAGUUAUCGGGAGUCAAUUUAAAGGGCAUUUGAGUCGAAAAGGACCUGGCAUCCAGAUCUGUGGAUGGUGCCAGCUAGCAGAAUGGAUGGGUAUACCAUUAUCACGACACAUCCAGAAGAGCUGGCUCCCUAUGAGCCGGAGGUCUACCGAGCACCUCCUGAAUAUUAUCAGUAUCUCAGUGACAGUGAAAGCCAUGCUUCCCUCCUAGAACAUUACUGGGAAUAUACCCCACACCUACAUGGAGAUCUUGAUGGGUUCCCCGAUUCUCAGCUUACAGAACUGCAAAGUGUACAGCCCCCACAGCUGCAACAAUUGUACAGACACAUGGAGCUAGAGCAAAUGCAUGUCAUAGAUUCUGGAAUGACCGCGUCGCAUCCGCACCUACCACUCACCCACCAGGUUUCAUAUCUCCCUCGCGUCUGUGUGUCAUACCCAUCUCCUGCACCACUCAGCUCUGAGGAAGGUGACCACGAAAGGCGCAGCCCCCCUUUGGAAGUGUCAGAUGGAGAGACGGAUCCACGAGACCCUGAUUAUGGGAUGCUUCUUGCAGAAUCAGGAAGUAAGAAGAAGAUUCGACUUUACCAAUUCCUUCUAGAGCUACUGCAUAGUGGAGACAUGAAAGAGAGCAUUUGGUGGGUAGAUAAAGACAAAGGAACCUUCCAGUUCUCCUCCAAACACAAAGAAGCCCUUGCUCACCGCUGGGGCAUUCAAAAAGGCAACCGCAAGAAGAUGACCUAUCAGAAGAUGGCCAGGGCGUUGCGUAACUACGGCAAGACUGGAGAAGUGAAGAAGGUCAAGAAGAAGUUGACAUAUCAGUUCAGUGGAGAGGUUCUGCACAAAAUGUACAAUGGGAGGAAGCACUUCCAUCAUUGAGAUUCAUACAUCUAACCUUUGGUACGAAAGACUCCAAAACUCUCUUAGGAGAAGAUAACAUUCAAUUGUAAAUAUUAAUAUUAUAGUAAUUAUUUUUUUAUUUGGCUGGCUUGUGAUUUAGCGACAAGCAACAUGCUACUAUACCAUAGAAUAAGGAGUGAGAGAACGGGUCCAAAUUUCACUAUAAUAACAAAAAGUAUUAUCAUAUCCAAAUUUUCAACUGAGAAACCCAGAAUGUGGGAAUUUUUAAUAAAAUGUAUCAAAUUGCUUAAAAGAGACGGUUCUGGACUGGUGUAUGUUUACCGUAUGAUUAUUUUUCUUAGUAUUUUAGGACUUUGGCAUCCUGAAGCUUUAGUAUUUUUUGAGGGAAAACAUCAAUUUCAAUACAAAAAUGUACAUGGAGUAAUGACAUAAAGUUCUCAAGGGUCUCGAAAAUGCCUAACAUUUGAGAACAUUUGAUGAGAUAACCCUUUUACAAAAAGUUAUUUUUUCUUCUCGAUUUUCUCCAUCUUUGAGGGGAAUUAACUAAAUAUUGCAGGGUAUAGGAUUUCCUGGUCUCCAAGACUGACAAUAUGGUAGAACAUACUCUCUGGCCAUGUACAUUUAUCAGAAACAGGUUAGUUUAAGUUCCUCUUGCCUUUAGUGGUCUUCUGAAAUACAUCUUAGUUUAUGGCCGCCUGUCCUAGUGACAUCUUCCCACUGAGGCUCUUAGGGCUGUAGGCCCCAGCUCUUAUUUGGAUGAUGGAUGGAGGGCCAUUUGUGGGUUGAUUUAGUUCUAACAAUUUCUGUUCUUUGAGGUAUUCUGAAAUAUGUCUUACUUUAUGCUCACAUGCCUUGGUGACAAGUUCCUGGCUGUCUAUCAUGGUGACAUAUUCUGAUUGAUGCUCCUAGAUGUACGGCUAUAGGCUCCAGCUGUGUAAAUCUGGCCAUAUUUUUCUUCUGGUAUCUUUUUGGCCCAGUCGGAUAAUGGUCAUAUGUAUGUAUGUACUGUUCUGAAAACAUUGCUUCUAGGGUUUUCAACAAAUUAUUGCGACAUGUCUUUGCAUAAAAAAAUAAUUGUGUCACCACUUUGAAAAAGCCAAAGGAAAUUACCACAGAUGCGUGCACCCAUUGCAGCUGUUGACGUGCCUCAGUUUGAUGGUCAAGCGUUUUGGGUGUAGAAACACAAAGAGGACAUAAUGUCCUGAAUGGUUCAUCAGUGAAGUAUAAAUAUCUAUUGGGUAUGAUGCCAUCUUUCAAUCUGGGUAUUUUAGUACAAGACUUCCCUCGGAAUUAAUCUUAAAUACUGUUUGCACAGUCCCCUCCAUAUGUAGUGUAUGGUGAUGCUCACAGGACCAUAAGGUGCCAAAUGUCUUUGUGCUUCCUCCACCUGUCAGUGAACUGGCCAGGGAUAAAAACAUUGAUUUUAUAAUAUGAAAUUAUCAAUGAUAAAUUCACCAAUUAGUGUUGCAGCGACCCCCUGAGGAGCCGGAGUAGAGGAUAGGAGUAGUAGUGUCCCUGAUGAAGUGUUGUGUCAUGGUGGAUUCCUCAGGCCAUUGCCCCGCGGGGAUCGGUGCAGUGGAAAUAUAGAACUGAAGAAUGAGGCCAGAGUUCAAUGUAAUAAAGUCUUUUUUGCUAAGUGCAGCGUAGAACUUCAAAUACAUUCAGUAGCAGAAGACUAAGUGCGAAUCUUCUCCUGCACCAGCAAGGAAUCUGGAGGUAGGUUGGUUGGUUGGUGGCAAUUCAGCACUUAGGUGAUGCUGGCCUAGUGGUUGUUUGGUGAUGGGUGGCUUGGCUGUAAUCCCUCACCUUACAGUAGUGUCUUUAAUUCUGAAGUCUCAAGGAAAAUUGGUGUAGUUCUCUCUGGAUAAUCUGUAACAGGAGCCGGAUCUCUGAAGUCAGCUUCCUAUCGUCUCUGUCUCUGGACAGGAAUUCCCCCUCUUGGCAGGGAGCAGGACCAGCUCACUCCUACCAAGAGUGGAGAAACAUGGUGGUUAACCCUAUUCCUGCCAACCAUUCCUUGCAGGGAACUACAGAACAAAGGAAACAAUUAAAUACAUUAUAUUACAAUGCACAAAUUGUAGUGCCCCCAGGUUGGAGAGUUUCAUUUUUCCAAAGAUGUGAUUUUCAUAUGCCUUUGCCUACUCCCAGAGUCUCAGUGAUGUAAAAGAUAUAUAUGCCAAAUUUCAAGAAGAUUGGAUAAUAUUUAGGGGUUGCACGCAUUGAUCAC
Bufo bufo (common toad) is the source of this 3219-nucleotide messenger RNA. It is a transcript of the gene SPI1, whose product is annotated as Spi-1 proto-oncogene. Lineage: Eukaryota; Metazoa; Chordata; Amphibia; Anura; Bufonidae. The record is from RefSeq and is a predicted model, not a curated record. Bases 201 to 1010 code for a protein of 269 amino acids. The transcript is spliced from 6 exons. Gene Ontology annotation, biological process: cell differentiation; regulation of transcription by RNA polymerase II. Gene Ontology annotation, molecular function: sequence-specific DNA binding; DNA-binding transcription factor activity, RNA polymerase II-specific. Gene Ontology annotation, cellular component: nucleus.